GAUCAUGGUUGUCAUCUGUGCCUCUCUUGUACUUCUGGAGGGAGUGAAAUCCCAGACCAUUGUAUACAUUGACAACGGAGCGUUACAGGGAGCGACAGAAACUGUGCAAGGGAGCAGAGUGGAUGUAUUCUUAGGUAUACCAUUCGCCAAGCCUCCCGUGGGAGAUCUCAGGUUUAGGUUACCAGAGCCUGCAGAGAACUGGGAAGGUGUUAAAGAUGCCACGGCGUUUGGACCUGCCUGCAUGCAAAUCGUGGCAGUACCUUAUCCCAACCCGGAGACGAUUUCAGAAGACUGCCUGACACUCAACGUUUUUGUUCCUGGCUCCACAAACAGUUCCAACAAUAAGGCGGUAAUGGUCUGGAUACACGGUGGGGCAUAUGAAUUUGGUGGAACUUCUAUCUACAGUUUCAAAGAAUUUGCUGUAACAGGUGACGUCAUCGUCGUGUCUAUGAACUACCGGCUGAAUGUGUUUGGGUUUCUCAGCACUGGUGACGACAGCGUUCUUGGUAAUAUAGGACUGUGGGACCAAAUUGAGGCGCUGAAAUGGAUCAAGAAGAACAUCCAGAACUUUGGCGGGGACCCUGGAAGGGUGACGAUUUUUGGCGAAUCUGCAGGUGGCAGUAGUGCAACACAGAUGGCGCUGGCAAACGCUUCUUCGGGCCUAUUCCAACGCUUGAUAAGUCAGAGUGGUACUACCAGCGCUUUUUGGGCAAUGUCACACAAUGGUCCAGAACUCGCUGUGAGAACUGGAAACAUUGUUGGCUGUCCAACGACAAACACCACGGCACUUGUAGACUGUCUACGCACCAUAGACGCCGAGACACUCAGGAAUGCCAGUGUUAAAGCCACCGUAGGGCUUGCUGGUUAUUUCUACAGACCCUCAGUCGACGGUAUAUUGCUAACGAAACCAAUAUCAGAGUUGUUAAGUGAUCCCGUUGUAUUGCAGCGCCUUCGUUCCCUUGCCUUUGUUACUGGGAUUCUUGCUGGAGACGGAAGCAAUCUUGUUAUGAAUAAGUACUUCGACGGAGUUGAUCCCUUUUUCUUCCGUGACACACUGAUUCCCGAUACGACAAGGUAUGUCUUUGAAAACAAUACAGAAAUUGUCAACGCCAUAACAAAAUUCUACUAUGACAAAACCUCCACCAAAAUAGAAACUGCUCGUGAUUACGUCGACCUUGGCACUGACAUUGCAUUCACUCAACCGAUGUUUGAAUUCAUGUCGUCUCAUCUCUUCGAAGGUGGUGGGUCGACAUAUCUUUACUACUUCACGAGAAAGCCGCUAUAUGGACAUAUUGGGAUUGGUUUACCACCUUGGUUUCAGCGCGCAAGUCACGGAGACGAACUUCUUUUUAUGAUUGGUUCACACGAACCUAUCGUCUCCGGUGCCACUUUCACGGACGAUGAGAAACAACUGACUAAAAUGCUGAUAACAUAUUGGUCCAACUUUGCCAAGACCGGAAAUCCAAACAUGCCAGAGCCUGUCCCAGCAAUAUGGGAGGAAUUCACUAUGAAUAAAGAGCACUACCUCGAAUUUGGUGACGUCGUAGUGGAAAAGAGGAGUGUCAUUCCAAAAAGGGUCAAAUUUUGGAUGAAAACCAUACCAAAAAUUCUUGCUCGUUCAAAUUGAGUUCCAAAGAAGUGGCAAAAAGCAUUGGACGCCAUCUUUUCGAGAUUUAACAUAUACUGAAUAGUAUAAUAUCUUUGGUGAUUAUCACAAUAUAUUUGUAAAUUGUUUUAAUAUGAGUCAGCAGUGAGUUAAUCCAGACAUAUGUUUUUGGCGGAGCUGUUACCGGGAGUUAUUUGGUUCCAUUGUGGUAUUUUGGGUUUAAAUGGAGUUUUUGAUUUUGGUAUAUAACCACGAAUUGCUUUGUGGUAUAGUGGAACAGUGUUAUAAAACAAUAAAGGGAUCAACUAGUCGUAGAAAAGGAAGUAAUGUAUAAAGGGGCACAGACCAACAAGAAAAACUAGAUAAAAAUACAAUACCUAAUGUACAUAAACUACAGUGUUAAAUUAGUCAUAACAUUGGAUAACAAGACCAAAAUAAGGAUAACAAGACCAACAUAGUGAAACUCAUGUUAUUUUGGAAAAUGUAGAAAUGAAGGAGGAUAAAUUAAGUUAAUUACUGCAGUGUAUUCAUUGCUAUUGUUGCGGUCAGAUGCACACCAGUCACAAUUAAUAAAUGUGCCUGUGGUGGUUGAGAUCUCUAGAGAAUACACGAGAGUUGGGAAUAAAA
Lingula anatina is the source of this 2233-nucleotide messenger RNA. Its product is annotated as fatty acyl-CoA hydrolase precursor, medium chain-like. Lineage: Eukaryota; Metazoa; Brachiopoda; Lingulata; Lingulida; Lingulidae. The record is from RefSeq and is a predicted model, not a curated record.